Molecule: messenger RNA, 509 nt
Organism: Pogonomyrmex barbatus (red harvester ant)
Lineage: Eukaryota; Metazoa; Arthropoda; Insecta; Hymenoptera; Formicidae
Product: juvenile hormone esterase-like
Source: RefSeq, a predicted model, not a curated record
UCUAGAGCACAUUUCUACUUGUUUAUUUAAAUAAUUUUUAAUCCAAAGUCUAAAUCGCCGCCAAAUGUUCUUGUAUUAUUUUUAAAUGUGAUAUGGAAUAAUCUGUGAGUUUUUCAUUGUAAAUAUAAAAAUUAUAAAAGGAUGCAAUACAUUCUUAAAUGGCUUUAGGUUUUCUGAACCUCAAUGAUAAAGUGGCUACUGGUAACCAAGGUUUGAAAGACGUUGUUAUGGCAUUACGAUGGAUUCAGAAAAAUAUAUCACAAUUCGGAGGAGACCCUGAAAAUGUCACAAUUUUUGGCGAAAGUGCUGGUGGAGCUAUCGUACAUUAUUUAACUUUAUCUCCAUUAGCUAAAGGUACCAGACGCCCAUUUUUCCCAUUCUUUGAAUUUUGAAAUAUCAAAAGAAGAUUUUUCAUGCAAAAAAAACUAUUCAAUAUUAAUCAUUGUGCUUAUACACGAUGUCGCGUUUUUAAUAAUGAAAUAAAAUACAACAAUAAUGCAUCCCAAAAA